Messenger RNA from Onychomys torridus (southern grasshopper mouse), 6068 nucleotides. RefSeq names its product pleckstrin homology domain containing A7 (gene Plekha7). Gene Ontology annotation, cellular component: zonula adherens; pore complex. The record is from RefSeq and is a predicted model, not a curated record. The transcript has 25 exons. Gene Ontology annotation, biological process: pore complex assembly; zonula adherens maintenance; epithelial cell-cell adhesion. Bases 16 to 3582 code for a protein of 1188 amino acids. Gene Ontology annotation, molecular function: protein binding. Lineage: Eukaryota; Metazoa; Chordata; Mammalia; Rodentia; Cricetidae.
UGGUGCUGGGCGAACAUGGCGGCGGCGGUCGGGCGGGACACCCUACCUGAGCACUGGUCGUACGGCGUAUGUCGGGACGGCCGCGUCUUCUUUAUCAAUGACCAGCUCCGCUGCACGACUUGGCUGCACCCGCGUACCGGCGAGCCCGUCAACUCGGGUCACAUGAUCCGCUCAGACUUGCCGCGCGGCUGGGAGGAGGGCUUCACGGAGGAGGGCGCCAGCUUCUUCAUCGACCACAACCAGCAGACCACAACCUUCAGGCAUCCUGUGACUGGGCACUUUUCUUCAGAAAACAGUGAAUUCAUUCUUCAGGAGGAGGAACCACACCCACACAUGUCGAAGCAAGAGAGAAACCAAAGACCGUCCAGCAUGGUCAGUGAGACAUCCACAGCUGGGACCACGUCCACCCUGGAGGCCAAGCCUGGACCCAAGAUCGUCAAGUCCAGCAGUAAAAUGCACAGCUUUGGGAAGAGAGACCAGGCCAUUCGGAGGAACCUCAAUGUCCCGGUGGUGGUGAGGGGCUGGCUGCACAAGCAGGACAGCUCCGGAAUGAGGCUGUGGAAAAGACGGUGGUUUGUGCUCGCCGAUUACUGUUUGUUUUAUUAUAAAGACAGCCGAGAAGAAGCAGUUCUCGGGAGCAUCCCUCUGCCCAGCUACGUCAUCUCCCCUGUGGCCCCGGAGGAUCGCAUAAGCCGCAAGUAUUCCUUUAAGGCUGUGCACACAGGAAUGAGGGCGCUCAUCUACAGCACCACCACAGCGGGCUCCCAGGCUGAGUACUCGGGCAUGAGAACCUACUACUUCAGUGCUGACACCCUAGAGGACAUGAACGCCUGGGUCAGGGCCAUGAACCAGGCUGCACAGGUGCUGUCUCGGUCAUCACUGAAGAGGGACAUGGACAAGGUGGAGCGGCAGGCCAUGCCACAGGCCAACCACACCGACACCUGUCAAGAAUGCGGCCAUGUGGGACCUGGGCACUUGAGAGAUUGUCCUCAUCGAGGCUGUGAAGACUCCUAUGGCUUCGACAGGAGGGAGCCGGAGGAGGAGCGCUUCCGUUCUCAAAGAGACCCACUGGAGGGCAGGCGGGACAGGAGCAAGGCCAGGUCCCCGUACUUGCCAGCUGAGGAGGAUGCCUUAUUUGUGGAUCUACCCGGUGGUCCCCGAGGCCAGCAAGCACAGCCACAGCGGGCUGAGAAGAAUGGUGUGCCACCUGUCUCUUAUGGCCCAGGAGAACAAAAUGGGACCAGUGGGUACCAGCGUGCUGCUCCUCCCAGGGCCAACCUGGAGAAACACAGCCAGAGGAAGAUGGCCCAGGCAGAACACUGGGCAAAGGCUCAGAAGGGGGAUGGAAGGAGCUUGCCCUUAGACCAGACGACACUUCCUCGCCAGGGUCCCAGUCAGCCCCUAUCCUUCCCGGAAAACUACCAGACUCUUCCCAAGAAUACUAGACAUCAUUCUGGGAGCUCUUCCCCCCCUCCCCGGAACCUGCCCAGUGACUACAAGUACGCACAGGACCGAGCCAGCCACCUGAAGAUGUCCAGUGAGGAGCGCCGGGCACACAGGGAUGGUACCGUGUGGCAGCUAUAUGAGUGGCAGCAGAGGCAGCAGUUCCGGCAUGGCAGCCCCACAGCACCCAUAGGAGCUGGCUCCCCCGAGGUCAUGGAGCAGGGCCGCAGCCGGAGCCUGCUGGAGGUGCCCCGCUCCAUCUCCGUGCCUCCGUCUCCUUCUGACAUCCCUCCUAGCCUAGGGCCUCCUAGGCCCUUCCCAUCCCGGCGGCCACAUACACCAGCAGAAAGGGUCACGGUGAAGCCACCUGACCAGAGGAGGAGUGUGGACAUCUCUCUGGGAGGUUCUCCCAGGAAGGCACGGGGUCAUGCUGGCAAGAACUCCUCUCAUGUGGACCGACGUUCCAUGCCGUCCAUGGGCUACAUGACUCACACUGUCAGUGCUCCCAGCUUACACGGAAAAUCCCUAGAAGAGCUCUCGCUGCUGCUCACCCGGUUGCAGCGGCACCAGGCCAAGUUGGCCAGCGUGCGCAAUUUCGCCGUGGGCCAGUUACUGCACCACUACUUGACCUUUCCUGCCUGCCAGGCUGAUGACACCUACCUCCAGCUGAAGAAGGACCUGGAGUACCUGGAUCUAAAGAUUAAAAAUAAUGAACCUUUGAUCAACGUGCUUUACAAAGUGCUGAAGAAGUCAGCACGGGGCUGUCGGCCCGGGAGAAGCAUGACAGGCCGAGAUCUUCUUAAGGAUCGAAGUCUGAAGCCGAUGAAGAUCGCGGAGAGUGACAUUGAUGUCAAGCUGAGUGUGUUCUGUGAACAAGACAGGAUCCUCCAGGACUUGGAAGACAAGAUCCGAGCUCUCAAGGAGAAUAAAGACCAGCUAGAAUCCGUGCUGGAGGUGCUGCACAGGCAGACAGAGCAAUACCGAGACCAGCCACAACACCUGGACAAGAUCGCCUGCCAGCAGAGGCUCCUGCAGGAGGACCUCGUCCACAUCCGGGCAGAGCUUUGCAGAGAGUCCACGGAGAUGGAAAAUGCCUGGAAUGAGUACCUGAAGUUGGAGAGGGAUGUGGAGCAGCUGAAGCAGACCCUGCAGGAGCAACACAGAAGAGCCUUUUUCUUCCAGGAGAAGUCACAGAUACAGAAGGACCUGUGGAGAAUCGAAGAUGUCAUGGCGGGCUUGAGUGUGAAUAAAGAGAACUACAGAGUCCUGGUGGGGUCUGUCAGAAAUCCAGAAAGAAAAACGGUGCCUUUGUCCCCUCACCCCUCCGUGCCUUCACUCUCUCCAACUGAGAGCAAGCCGGCCCUGCAGCCUAGUCCUCCCACCAGCCCUGUGCGGACUCCUCUGGAGGUCCGACUCUUUCCACAGCUGCAGACCUACGUGCCAUACCGACCUCACCCGCCCCAGCUGAGGAAAGUGACGUCCCCUCUUCAGUCACCAACCAAGGCAAAGCCUCAGGUGGAGGACGAGGCACCUCCCAGGCCACCACUUCCUGAACUCUACAGCCCAGAGGACCAGCCUCCAGCUGUGCCACCUCUGCCGAGAGAAGCCACCGUCAUACGGCACACAUCUGUGCGGGGCCUCAAGCGACAGUCAGAUGAAAGGAAGAGGGACCGGGAACAGGGCCAGUGUGUGAAUGGCGACUCAAAGGUGGAGCUCCGGUCCUAUGUGAGUGAGCCAGAGCUGGCCAGCCUCAGUGAGGACGUGCCUCAGCCCUCCCUGGGCCUCGUGGGCUCUGAGAGCAGGUACCAGACACUGCCAGGCAGAGGGCUCUCGGGCUCCACCUCCAGGCUCCAGCAGUCGUCCACCAUUGCUCCCUACGUCACACUCCGGAGGGCUCUGAAUGCUGAAAACAGCAGUGUGACCUUCUCUAGACCCAAGAGUGCCUUGGAGCGCCUGUACUCAGGGGACCACCAGCGGGGCAAGAUGAGUGCCGAGGAACAGCUGGAGCGGAUGAAGAGACACCAGAAGGCCCUGGUCCGGGAGCGCAAGAGGAAUCUGAGCCAAGGAGAGAGACCGGGCCUACUCUCAGCCCGAUAUCUCAGCCAGCCACUGCCUGGAGAUCUUGGCUCAGUAUGUUAGAUGGGGCUGGGACAGAGGCCGGAGUUUCCCCAAGUCCCCCAAGCGUACACAUGUCACCUCCCAGGAUGACCUACAUGGUUGACAGAACAUCCUGAGGGACUGUUUGUCCACAACCCCAGCUGCACGUGUGAGCUGGCCAGAGGAUGACCCGGAAACAGAGUAAUAGGGAGGACCUAGCAGCAGAAGCUGCCCUCAUUCUCCAAGCUUAGUGGGCGGGGCCUCUCAGCUGAAUUAAGGACUUGAGAAUGUAGGGUUGAUGGAGGAGGAGAAGAUGGUGAGGAAAGAGAUGAUGUACGAGUCAACCACACAGCCUCCCAAACUCCCCAGCAGGAUCCAGGGGAGGCAACUGAAUAAGAAAGGGUUGGUGCCCCCCAACCCUGAGGUGCUGGUGGUCUCCCACAGCCUGCAGUGCUGAGGCCUCAGGUACUCAGGAGGGCUGGGGAAAUCGGUGCUGCCCCCUGCUGGCUGGUGCUGCACCUGCCCACGGUUGCCUUAGGCCCAUUGUGGGGACAUUCCAUCGGGCUUUUGGGUCUGGAGCCCCUAGUUCCCCAGCCCUCUAGCCUGACUGCUCUCCCUAGUUCAUUGCACAAGCUCUUUGGCUUCUAGUACCGCCGCCGCCGCCGCCGCCGCCGCCGCCGCCGCCGCCGCUCAUUGCCUCUAAUCCUGCCUGAUUGUCUUUACAGACUCGCUUGUUGGCACUGGGCCUUCUCUAACCGGCCAGUGCUGUCUCUGACCAGGCUUGUCUUAGCAGCUGUCUCCCGAUCCUAGCAGGCAUCCCUAGGGGUGGCUUACCUUCCACUGUCUGCUUUGUGUAGGCCAACUGACUGAUAAUGCAUUCAUCUCAAAAGCUGUUCUGCGAGGGCCAUGAUCAUUAGCAGAGGUCUGGGCGAUGGGAAUUCAUCAGAUUCCAUGCCUUACGCUGGACAGUAGACAUCAACUUUGGAGAGUGCACAUGUAACUUCUACAAAGUCUGAGGCCAUCUGGUUUUAAUUCCUCCCAUCCCAUCACACGAUUCCUUAUGGAAAAGCUUUUGCAAUUCAGAUUUAGUAACUUGAAUGGAUAGCAAAAUAAACUGUAUUCAGAGGGCCUCUCUGCAGCUGUUUGUCACCAAAGGACUGGAACAAUGUCUUUAAAAAGCUAUUAACCCAUUAACUUUUAAACUUUAUAAGUAAGUGUUAUAUGGGGUAACCCCGACUUUCUAUAACGUGCUGUCUGAAAUGCAGAGAGUAUCUCAGAACCAUAACUCCAAUACCUUGUAAUUUUCCUUUGGGAAAAAAAAAAGGCUUGUGUAAGUCUCAUCAACGCCAAUAAACAUAUUGCUUCCUAUGACGGAUUGGCGUGGUUCUUCCCCAGGACACUUUGUAGAGUGUGGUGAACUUUUGCUGUUUGUGGAAGCAAUCAGGCUGGGUUUAAAUGAGGACUUGUCUCUAUUUGAGCAAGUGUGAGCGUGUAAGAAAAUGUGUGUUUUCUUUGUGAACCAUUCAAUUUAUCCCUGAACUUUAAUUGCCCAAUUCUUCCCAACUCUAAUUGGAAAACCAUCAGCAAACACAAUUCUUCUGGUUUGACGUGAACUUGAGCUUGUGCAUGAACGUGUGGAGCGUGCUGAUGUGGCGACAGGCUUGUGGUUGGGGUGUGAAGCAUCUAUGGCUGCUAGGGUAUUGUGAAGUGAAUGGGGUGAGACAGGCUAUGACUCCAUGCUCAAGUGUCCUUUCAUCCUCACAAGAACAGCCUUGUUCUCUUAAGGUCAGAGGCCUGGCAUGAACCGGAAGCCAUCUCGGAGCUGGGCAGACGCGCUUGGGUAGAUUUUUUCCCCCUCCUACGAAGAGACCGAUGAUACAAAGUUGCCACUGUGAAAUAGCCUUGGAGCAAUUGCAUCUGAUCCCACAUUUAGUUUCAUUUUUAGUUUGUUUUCUAGUUUAAAGAAAAUGUCUUGUCUCAAAUGGUUACCAUUUUCCGCAGCUGUUUGCUACACUGGCCACCAGCCAACUCCUUGGAACUGAUUAGAACUCCCGCCCUGUUGGGGUGUAAGCUCCCCAACUCUUGAAUCAUCCCCAGGAGCUUGAAGGCUGUGAAAGACUUACUCUCCCCCAUUGUUUGUUCUCUUGGAGUGUAUGGCUCCUAAACCAGAAGGCUUUGGGGAGGGGAUUUUGGAUGGGGCAGGUCAUCCUGGGGUCACCCUUUUAUACCUGGGGACGUUUUAGAUUCCUGUGAGCCACUGUGAACAUAAAGUCAUGGAUCUUCCACCAGUAAGUACCCUAAGGGAUGCACAUUUGAAUACUCUGAGGUCUUAGAUCAGAACACAGCCAGCAGUGUGGAAGAGGCUGCAGGACAGAGCAGAGGCUUUGUUUUCACACACACACACACACACACACACACACACAGACACACACACACGGACACAGACACAUGGACACACGGACACCAGGCCUCAGGGCCCCGUGUGGCUCGUUGAUGGGUCGGGGAGUGAGGUUAACUCUCUCCUCUGU